AUGCCAACCCUACCCUCCGUGAACCACUACCGAGAAGAAUCUCUUCCUUCCCUUCCUCCUCAAUCCUACUCACGCACUAUCUCUCCCUUCGCCGACCCCCCAGCGACUGAUCCAGCUUCAACUUAUUCAAAUCCGCCAACUACCUUCUCGGGGUCAGUCGUCGGUUCUAUCUCCCGUCGCAACCGCCGCUCGUUUGCUGCUAUAGCACAGCGAACCUCCAGCGCUUUCGCCAGCCUCUCCACCAUCGGAACACCGACUAUAGGGACGACAACUCUACGAUCUUCGGCUUCUAAUAGCAACUCGACCCGCGAGCACUACCCCCUUGACCCCGCCAUUCUCCGACGAAGAUACCUACGAUCAAUUGUCGGGCCUUUCGCGAUCUGGUUCCCCGAAACCCAAACCAUUCAGAAACGACGCCUGACUCUCCAGCGCGUCCCGACUCCUCCUCUCGAAUCUCGCCCUGUGCAUCCGGGCCUUGCGCCAGCCGCGCCUCCCAAAAUGCAUCAAACUUCGUCCCGCCUAUUGCGAAUGACCGAGGAUGAAAGACCUUUCACCAAGGAUUUCAUGGACCUCUUCUCCACCUUAAUGGUGAGCUUGAAGUUGGACUCGCACCGUGUCCGCUUCACGAGAUAUGACCACACCUUUACUUCAGAAGAAGCGAUCAACAACCUCGGAUCUCUGAAGUUCUCCCAAUCGAACCGCAUGCCUGACCCCAAAGACCCCUCGCGCAUUGUCACCACCACCACUACCACCACUUUCUCCAUGGCCAAGGAAAUGGCACGUUCCGUCUGCCAGCGAUUUGUGGACGCUCGGUUCAUCGAAUCGGUUGAUGGCAAGGCCUUGCCUAUUUUCCCCCUCAAGGGCGCCCUCUUUCAGCUCACCCCCAAGGGUAUUAACAUCCUGCAGCGCUUUUGUCAACGGAACGGUAUUACCGCUCGUCACGUGAUGGAUGUGUUGGAGUCACCCCGCAACACCAUGCAAUUGGUAAACCUAGAACGCGACACCGAGUCCGAUAAGUUGUCGCACGACCGAGCCACUGUCGAAGUCAUCUUCCGCCGUUUCGCCGGCCAAGAUGGUCCCAACAUCAAGAGCAGCAUUUCCACAUCAGACUCCGACUCCUUGAGCGAUUAUUCGAACGGUAUUGUGGGUGUUAAGAUGGCUCGGGAGCGGAAGUUGCAGGAUGGCAAGCUCUACAGCAACACUUUCACCGGAAAGGGUGCCGUCGACUGGCUGAUGGAUUGCUCAACGACAAUCGAGCGUCGGGAGACUUGUUUGAUCGCGGAAUUGUUCCUCAAAUACGGCCUUAUUACGAUGAUUCAGGACGACAAGUCCUUCCCAGACUCGGAUGUCGUCUUCCAACCGUCAAAAUACGCUAUCUACUGCAUCACCGAGCGAGGCCAGCGUGUGUGUGGAUGGAUUGCCCGCGAAAAGGCUCAGAAUAACCCCACCACUUACGAUAGCCGUGGCAUGCCCCGCGAUUCCAACAACGCUCGCUUGACACAUAUCCUGGGUGACCCCGCUCUCCGUCUUCUUUUCCGCGAGUUCUUGCGCUACUCUCUGUGCGAAGAGAACCUGUCCUUCUACCUCGACGUUUCCGAGUUCACUGCCAACUACCACAAGUCCGAGAAGGCUGGUGCCUUCACCAAGGUUGACUCCGUUCGGGAAACUCUGGCAGCCGCCUAUGGCCUGUACAACGCGUUCUUAGCCCCCGGAUCCCCCCUUCUUGCCAGCCGUAUGACCAAGGCCGUGGGUGACGACGAGUCGAUGUUCAAGAGUCUUCAGGAAGUGGUGCAUUUGUUCGAGCUUGCUCAGACCUCAGUCUUCAAGCUGAUGUCCAGUGACUCCGUUCCUAAAUUCCUCCGCGAUCCUAAGUACUCGGUGGUCCUCCAAGAACACGAUGUGGACAUUUUCGGCGGGUCGCGCUCGUACUCACCGACACCCGGCGGUCCGGAACGCAGCAUGAGCCGCUCUGCACGCUCAUGA
This is a messenger RNA of Penicillium cosmopolitanum, 1983 nucleotides long. RefSeq names its product developmental regulator FlbA (gene flbA). NCBI's taxonomy places the organism in Eukaryota, Fungi, Ascomycota, Eurotiomycetes, Eurotiales, Aspergillaceae. Gene Ontology annotation, biological process: intracellular signal transduction. The transcript has 6 exons. The coding region runs from base 1 to 1983 and encodes 660 amino acids. The record is from RefSeq and is a predicted model, not a curated record.